This is a messenger RNA of Cicer arietinum (chickpea), 1141 nucleotides long. RefSeq names its product homeobox-leucine zipper protein HDZ12 (gene CAHDZ12). Gene Ontology annotation, biological process: positive regulation of DNA-templated transcription. The record is from RefSeq and is marked validated. Gene Ontology annotation, molecular function: DNA-binding transcription factor activity, RNA polymerase II-specific; sequence-specific DNA binding. NCBI's taxonomy places the organism in Eukaryota, Viridiplantae, Streptophyta, Magnoliopsida, Fabales, Fabaceae. Gene Ontology annotation, cellular component: nucleus.
GUACAGGUGUUAACAUGACCAAUAAUGUUUUUGGAUAUAAAGGUAGGAAUUGAUGAGUUUAAUCUGAUAGAUGCAUACAUAUCACAAGACAGAAAAAUCAUCAAAGUGAGUAAGUUUUUAAAUCCUUCAAAAAAAAUGUUUGAAACUUUGGAAUAUAAUAGUCAAUAUACUUAUUCAUCAGAAGCUGGAGAAGCUAGUCCACCAUCUUCUUCCAUGAGAAAGAAGAAAAACAAGAACACAAAAAGGUUUAGUGAUGAACAAAUCAAAUCAUUGGAAUCUAUGUUUGAGACUGAGACAAGGCUUGAGCCAAGAAAGAAGUUGCAGUUAGCUAGAGAGCUUGGAUUGCAUCCAAGACAAGUUGCUAUAUGGUUUCAAAACAAGAGAGCUAGAUGGAAAUCAAAGCAACUUGAAAGAGAAUAUAAUAAACUUCAAACUAGUUACAACAAUUUGGCUUCAAGAUUUGAAUCAAUGAAGAAGGAAAGACAAACAUUACUAAUUCAGUUGCAAAAGCUGAAUGAUCUCAUAAACAAACCAAUAGAACAAAGUCAUAGCUCUUCACAAGUUAAAGGAGAAAACAGCAUGGAAAGUGAAUCAGAAAAUGGAAACAACAUCAAAUGUGAGACUGAUGUGAAACAAAAUCAUUCAAUGGAAAGAUCAGAACAUGAUGUACUUGGUCCUCUUUCAGAUGAUGAUGAUACAAGCAUAAAAGUUGAAUACUUUGGACUUGAAGAUGAACCUGGUCUUUUGAAUUUUGCUGAACAUGCUGAUGGUUCCUUAACAUCACCAGAAGAUUGGAGUGCUUUUGAAUCAAAUGAUCUAUUGGGUCAAUCAAGUAGUGAUUAUCAAUGGUGGGAUUUUUGGUCUUGAAUGAAACAGAACAACUAAAAUUGUGUUCAGGAAAUGUUUGCAUAAUACAUGAUGUUACAUUAAAGCAAGAAAAAUAGCAAGGUUUUAAAUUGCAGUUAUGUUGAGAAUCGUAAAAUUGCGGCAAAAUGAUGACAAAUGCGGCUACAAUUAUAGUUAUCACGUCGUUGCAGAGACUUCUAAAACUAUUAUAUUGAAUUUACAAUUGCGGUUGCACACCGUAAUUUAAAACUCUGGAAAUGAGUUUACCUAUUCUUAUCUAGAGUUUGCUUAAAGA